ACCGCGUGGCAUUCUCGUUAUUUCCUUGUAAUUACCCAGGCAUUUUCAUAAUCUCUCUUCUCAUUCAGUUCACCUUCCACUUUCUCUCUCUCUCUCUCUCUCUCAAAACUUCAUCCGAUUCCACCACACGCAUCAAUAGUUGCCGGAGACGGAGAGUAGGUUGUUACUAUGGGACAACAGUCGUUGAUCUACAGUUUUGUGGCCAGAGGAACGGUUAUUCUGUCUGAAUACACGGAAUUCACCGGUAAUUUCACCACUAUUGCUGCUCAGUGUCUCCAGAAGCUUCCCGCGACCAAUAAUAAGUUCACCUACAACUGCGACGGUCACACCUUCAACUACCUUGUUGAAGAUGGAUUCACAUACUGUGUUGUUGCGGUUGAAUCCAUUGGCAGACAGGUUCCAAUUGCUUGUCUUGAGCGCAUCAAGGAUGACUUCACCAAGAAAUAUGGUGGCGGGAAAGCUGCAACUGCUACUGCCAACAGCCUGAACAAAGAAUUUGGUCCCAAGCUGAAGGAACAGAUGCAAUAUUGUGUGGAUCAUCCAGAAGAGAUCAGUAAGCUUUCGAAGGUGAAGGCUCAGGUUUCAGAAGUUAAAGGGGUGAUGAUGGAAAACAUUGAGAAGGUUCUUGACCGUGGAGAAAAGAUUGAAAUUCUGGUUGAUAAGACAGAGAACCUUCGCUCUCAGGCACAAGAUUUCAGGACACAGGGCACUCAGAUGAGAAGGAAAAUGUGGUUGCAAAAUAUGAAGAUAAAGCUUAUAGUUCUUGGCAUCAUUAUCGCCCUGAUUCUCAUUAUCGUUCUAUCAGCUUGUGGCGGCUUCAACUGUGGCAAGUGAAGCACAUUUUAUUGAAUUGAAAACACCUUGUCCUUUGUUCAUUUGUUUCUUCUUUCAUUGUUUUAUAUAAUUUUUCAUAUGUAAUUUUUUGCCUGAUUGCACUUAUCUACAUUCUACAUAAAAAAGAUUUAAAAGCUUAUAUUGAGAGACAAUGUCUGUAUAGCUUGUACUUGUAUGAAACUUUAUAUAAAUUAUGUCA
Helianthus annuus (common sunflower) is the source of this 1033-nucleotide messenger RNA. RefSeq names its product vesicle-associated membrane protein 722. Bases 169 to 834 code for a protein of 221 amino acids. The record is from RefSeq and is a predicted model, not a curated record. Gene Ontology annotation, cellular component: membrane. The transcript has 5 exons. Gene Ontology annotation, biological process: vesicle-mediated transport. Lineage: Eukaryota; Viridiplantae; Streptophyta; Magnoliopsida; Asterales; Asteraceae.